Exophiala dermatitidis NIH/UT8656 is the source of this 504-nucleotide messenger RNA. RefSeq lists its product as uncharacterized. The transcript has a single exon. NCBI's taxonomy places the organism in Eukaryota, Fungi, Ascomycota, Eurotiomycetes, Chaetothyriales, Herpotrichiellaceae. Gene Ontology annotation, molecular function: transmembrane transporter activity. Bases 1 to 504 code for a protein of 167 amino acids. Gene Ontology annotation, biological process: transmembrane transport. The record is from RefSeq and is a predicted model, not a curated record.
AUGACCAUUCUGGAUGUUGGGCUCAUGAUCCACUUCCGUCAACCGGACGUCAAUAUCGGGUAUAUUGUCAUGACACAGAUUUUCAUCGCGUUUGGAGGUGGUACACUGGUUAUCUGCGAGCAAAUGACUGUGAUGGCUGUGUCGAGACAUGGAAAUAUCCCUGCUGUUCUUGCGGUGGAAGCUAUGGUUUGUGCUAUGGGUUCGAGUGUCGGGUCGACUAUUGCUGCGGCUAUGUGGACGGGUAUCUUCCCCAAGAAGUUGAUGAAGAAUUUGCCGGAUAGUGCAAAGGGCGAUUUUGCCUCGAUUUAUGGCGAUUUGACGGUCCAGUCGAGUUAUCCGCCGGGCAGUCCGACGAGGAUUGCGAUCGACAAGUUGUAUGGCCAGACGCAGAAGUUGAUGUUGAUCACAGCCACUUGUCUCUACUCGAUCACCCUGUCGUCGACGUUCUUCUGGCAGGAUGUCGAUGUCAAGAAUAUCAAGCAGCGCACGAAGGUGCUUAUUUGA